AUGAAUGGCCGCAACGGCACAAUGUCCCCCGUCUCCGCUGAUGACAGCGAAUGGUCUGGCAUCGGCCAAUAUCAACUCGGACUCAAACCGGAUUCCCCCCUCUCUCCGUCAGUACAGAAUCGCGGAAACCUAGCGACCCCUCCGAGUUCAGGUGCUCCCACCCCGACCGGCUCUUUAGGUCUGAAUGGCGGCAAUCCAAUGCCUCGACGACUGGGCGACCCCGGUAACCCAUCGCCUCCGAGUUCCGUCGCUGCGAGAUCGAGUGUAGGAACGCUACCAGACCAGCAGGGCGGUCGUUACCGCAGGAUGGAGGAAUCGCUAGCUCAACAUUAUAACGCGGUUCGCCGGUUCUUGGGAAACCCGCACGCGAGUGAUAGAGCUGCCAUGAAAACGAACAAAGCCCGUGAUAAACUCUUGAGAUUAUCGCCAACGCAAUUCCACGAAUUGAGUACCGACGUUUUUGAUGAACUUGUUCGUCGCCAACAAGCCGCUGGUGGUCCAGGACGGCCUCCACGAACCGACAUUCCACCUUCACUUCCUCCUCGGCCAGAUUUUCAUGAGAAGCGAAACCAGGCCCGACAGAAACUUGCAUCAUUGCAACAUCCACGAUUCCGUGAUUUGGCUACCGACGUCUUUUGCGAGUUAGAACGACGAUUCCCGCAGUUUGCUGGUCCAGAUGUGCCGCGUGUUGGAAGUCCUGCGGGUAGUAUGCGUGGUGGUCCCCCUCGUGGAUUUCGACCAGGUUCUAACGGAUUUCCGCCGAACGGGUACCCCGGUGGUCCUCGGCCAGCAUCUCGUGGCCCUGGUGGUAGAGGAUAUCCCCCUGUCCCCGGAGGUCCUGGAGGCCCUCCCGGCGGACGGUUCCCUCCGCGCCAGCAAUCUCUUAGCGGUGGAAUAAGCCCUAACGGAGAGGAGCCUUUGGCAAAAUCAUUCCAGAGCAAUACGAUUGUGCCAAACAAGAGUACUCUCGUGGAGGACGACGAUGAUGGUGGAUUGGAUGACGAUUAUGAUGGACGCAGUGACGCUUUUGGACUAGACGCUUUGCAGAGUAGAAGAGGAACGACGACGACAUUGGGAGAAAAGAAAUUUUUGGCAGACAGUCAGGCCCAAGUUGCAACCUUACAAGAACGAGUUGACGAACUCCAAUCUUUGAUGAAGAACAAAGAUGAGGAGAUUUCUCGCUUGCAGGACGAGCAGGAGAAAUCACAGAUCAGUACCAGUGAACGCGAUGAAUGGGAAGGCGUCAAAUCUGAGCUGGAAAACAAACUCACAGAUGUGGAAAAUGCGAACACGUACCUACAGAAUAAGAUCGAUCAAAUGCAAGAAGAACAUGCGAUGAAAGAGCAAGAAUUGCGGAAACAAAUUGAGGCUGCUCAUGGUGCGGGCGUCCAUGUCGAACUUCAGCAACGAUACAGCGAGCUCGAGACACGACACAAAUCUCUGCAGUCUGAAUUGCAGGAGCAACAGAAGACUACAGAAGAAGUGCGCCGCGACGCUAGCAACUUCUUGAAAGAAAUGAGGGCAAUGUCGGAACGAAGUAACGCCACUUGGGAACAAGAAGAGAAGCUUUCCCGUGAUGUCAAUCGGCUCGAGGAAGAAGUCAAAGAAUGGAAGAAUCGUUACAUCAGGGCAAAGACUCAGUUGCGACACUUGCGUACAUCUACCGUGGGAAUCCCUAACCUGCAUACCGACGUUGGUAUGGCCGCUCGUGAGAAUGAGCUUAUACAUGAGCACGGACUUGUCAAAGAUUCUCACGUCACCAAGUUCCAAAUGUCCAUUGAUGAACUUUUGCGAUCAGCCCGUUCGGGUGAGCCUAAUCUCGUUCUCGAUCAGAUGAAAGUGGUCGUUGUCGCUGUGCGUCAUCUGAUGAACGAUACCGAGACCGGAGGCGAGGUGUCUCCUGCGCAGAAACGAGCGAAAUCGAGAGUCUCGGCUACUGCCAACAAUCUCAUCACGGCGUCUAAGAAUUUUUCUAGCUCCAAUGGUCUCUCACCUGUGUCACUGCUUGAUGCGGCCGCUUCUCAUCUAAGCACAGCAGUCAUUGAGCUAUUGCGCUUGGUCAAAGUCCAGGCUAGUCCUGUCGAAGACUUUGAAGAUGAGGACGAGGACAACAUCGCUCCCAUGCAAUCACCUGGAUACUUUAGCAUGGCUGCCAGCCAAAGUCGGUUGAGUAACAAUGAGUCUGUAUAUAGCGCGAUCAGCAGCCCUUCAGCAAGAACUCGAAGCAUAGCUCAUUCGCGACGAACAAUGUCCCGCAGUGGAAUUCCUAUUCAGGGCCUUACUAUCGGUAAGGCAGGAUACGGCGCCGUGCGUCCCCAAGACCAUGAGUUGGAGGAGUUGAAGCUAUAUCUUGAGGAUCAAACCGAGGGACUCGUUCAGACCAUUCAAGCCCUAGUGGCUAGCAUCCGUGGUGCAGAACAUAUCUCAGCCAUCCGUAACCACAUCAGUGCGAUUUCGAUAGUAGUGGGCAACGUUGUUGCAUCGACAGACCAUGCUAUGGAUAAGGCUGAAAUCAGUCCUGCCGUGCGCGAGCGACUAGGCCCAGUUGUUCAAAGCCUAGCCAGUUGCUCAGACCGUCUAUCCAAUACAGCCGCCGAGGGAGAGGAGCUUGAAAGUCCCGAACAACUUCGUGACUUGACCGCCAAGCUGCCUCCUAUCGCAUUCGAGAUUGCCCGUGAAACCAAGGAACUCGUCCAUCGUAUUGAUCAGCUCGAAGUUGACGAAGGCAACAGCGACGACUUCCGAUAA
Molecule: messenger RNA, 2748 nt
Organism: Talaromyces marneffei
Lineage: Eukaryota; Fungi; Ascomycota; Eurotiomycetes; Eurotiales; Trichocomaceae
Exons: 3
Coding region: 1-2748 (915 amino acids)
Cellular component (GO): actomyosin contractile ring; cell cortex of growing cell tip
Molecular function (GO): MAP kinase scaffold activity
Source: RefSeq, a predicted model, not a curated record